UACAUAUUUAUACACCAAAAUACAUUUCCCCUACCAAUAGAGUUUGAAAGCUUUUUUUGUAUCCUGUAAGUUUUAUUCUCUAAAAAAAUUACCAACUUUUCUAAUAACGACCUAUGGAUCAGAGAAGGGAGGCACAAGCUAACGAGAUUAAUGGGAGUCGGAGCAAUGAAAACGACAGCGUUUCGUCGAAGGGGCCAGCGCUGCGGCUGUACCCAUGUGUAGAGAAGAAGGCGGAGAAGUAUGAGGAUUUAGAAGAAGAAUUGGAGUUCAGCCCACAUCUAUACAGUGCUCUUGAGCGGCAUCUUCCGACCAGCGUCCUCAGUUCAUCUCGAGACAACAAGGUCCAAUACAUGACUGAUAUUCUCCUCCGUUACUCUCCCCGCUCCGAUCGCAGUCGCUUGCAGAAACAUGGAGAAUACAGGCAGAAAAUCAUAUCAAACUAUCAGCCUCUACAUAGGGUGUUAUAUACCAUGCACGCUGCAGAUUUCUUUGUGCCUUCAUUUAUUAAGGCGAUCAGUGAGAAUACGGAGGAAAGCUUCAGAAAAAUAAUGUCUGAAGCUUCUCCAGGUGUUUUUACAUUUGAAAUGCUUCAACCACGUUUUUGUGAGAUGAUGUUGGCUGAGGUACAAAACUUUGAGAAAUGGGUUCGUGAAACAAAAUUCAGAAUCAUGCGCCCCAAUACUAUGAACAAAUUUGGAUCCGUUCUUGAUGAUUUUGGCCUUCAAAACAUGCUUCAGAAGUUUAUGGAAGAUUUUAUACGCCCUAUUUCAAGAGUUUUUUUUACUGAAGUUGGUGGAUCCACACUCGAUGGUCAUCAUGGUUUUGUCGUUGAGUAUGGGACAGACAGAGACAUUGACUUGGGUUUCCAUGUUGAUGAUGCGGAGGUCACUUUGAAUGUGUGCUUAGGAAAGCAAUUCACAGGUGGAGAGUUGUUCUUUCGAGGUGUGCGGUGCGAGAAGCAUGUGAAUUCUGAUACACAACCAGAGGAGAUCUUUGAUUAUGCGCAUAUCGCGGGGCGUGCAAUUCUUCAUUGUGGUCGCCAUAGGCAUGGUGCUAGAGCGACAACAUCUGGGCAGAGGAUCAACUUGUUGAUAUGGUGCAGAAGCUCCGUUUUCAGAGAAAUGAGGAAGUACCAAACAGAUUUUCCUAGCUGGUGUGCAGAGUGCAAACGUGAGAAGGAAGAAAGGAUACGGCAGAAAGUUUCUACUCUCAAAUCG
Molecule: messenger RNA, 1217 nt
Organism: Nicotiana tabacum (common tobacco)
Lineage: Eukaryota; Viridiplantae; Streptophyta; Magnoliopsida; Solanales; Solanaceae
Product: 2-oxoglutarate and iron-dependent oxygenase domain-containing protein CP2-like
Molecular function (GO): iron ion binding; oxidoreductase activity, acting on paired donors, with incorporation or reduction of molecular oxygen; L-ascorbic acid binding
Source: RefSeq, a predicted model, not a curated record